UAAGCAUAAAAAAACAAAAAGCAUAGUUCUUUUGUCCGGUCUCCUCCCUUUGCAUAAACGAUUGAAUUCGUCUGCGGCAGAGCAGCAGUCGCAGAGCAGUGCUAGAAGGCUAGAUUGAGUUGAAUUGAGAACUUUGUUCGUCCAGUUUGAUCGGUUAAGAAUGUCCGCUUCCGGUGUGCUAAAGUCCGUUCGAGAGGACGAUUUCUUGGAGUACUUUCUGUUUCCGACCGGUCUGGACCAAAAGGAUGUUUCGCUGGAGAACAGUGAACCCCUGCUGGAGUGUCUCCAGGGAAAGGUCAAUAAACUGGCAAAGGACUUCUGUCAGCGCUACAUCUGGCAUCGGGACGAGUUCAAGGUUGCUAUGCGGAAGGGUGAUCUCCAGCAGCGCAUGUUGAUCGAGGCGAAUGGCUUCGAGAACGAGAAUGUUCAGCUGCCACCUCAUCUGCACGGAAUAACGCAUUAUGGGGAUAAUGUACAGGAUGAAUGGUUUAUUGUGUCGUUACUGUUUCAUUUAACUCGCCAAAUUCCGGAACUGGUGGUGCGAGUAGUGGAUUCAGAUGGAGAAUUUUUACUGAUUGAGGCGGCUGAACAUUUGCCCCGUUGGGCAAAUCCGGACCGAUGCGAAGGUCGAGUUUUUAUUUGCGAUGGCGAAUUACACUUGGUUGGCACGGAGGAUCAGAACGAAGCGUUCCCAAUGGAGCGUGUCUUUCGGGAGCUGAGCUCGGAAUCUCGUUCCAAGUGGGUGGUUUCGAAGAGCAUACAAACCUGUAUUGAUGAGCGGAUUCGGGAUUUUCCGGAAAAAAUUGGGGACAAUCUUCACCGAGCCACUCUUUAUGUUCCUGUUGGAGUGGCGGCCGUUUUGGAAGAGAAUCCCCGAUUGAUUUCUGCCGCGGUGUUGGCGUUCUGCAAUCGUGAUCCCAUCGACUUGAAAGUGUGCCGGGCGAUGCGGUAUUUUCCUCCAGAGAGCUGUGUUUAUACGAGUGUAGUGUUCACUAGAUGUUUGUACGCGAUGUUGUUGCACAGCAACUACCUUCCUGACAGAAGAACUGGUUGGAGUCUACCUUUGGCAAGCGAUGCCAACUAUAAGGCAUAUCUGUUGGGUUUGAAAUUGGCUUGUGGCUUCGAAAUAUUAGCAUCACAAGCACGGUCUGCCUCAUCACUGGAAACGGACAAAGGGUGGAAAAAUUAUUUCGAAUCUCUCAAGUCGAAAGGUUAUUUUCAGGAAAAUAUCGAAGGAUCUCAGGAGUAUGUCCGUUUAUUAAACGUAGCACAAAGUUAUUAUCGGGACCACAGUGACUCGAUGAAGUUUACUCCGAAAAUAGGAGAGGAAAUUGUCUCCAUUCUCAAACGCAACGACUACGAUGCGGAGGAACUGCGGAAACAAGGACUCGAUCUACCAACUCCAGACGAUGACAGCUGGAUUAACGUUUCUCCGGAAGAGUUGGACGAAAUAUUGACCAAAAGGUAUGGCUCCCGAAAGCUAUUUUCACUCAACGGCAACGUGGAUGCUCAGGAGUUUUCCAGUAUGGUGAGCGAUUUUCUAGACAAAAAAAGCGAAUUUGAUGGCGUAGAUCAAACAGAUGCGCAGGUUGAUCCGCUGUCGCCGGUCAGACCGAAACGUACCAAAAGCAAGUCAAAGACUGAUGUUCAACCAAUACCUCCACCUCUUCAUCAACCGAUCGACUUUGACCCGGAUGCGUUCGGUGCCCAUGUCAAGAAUUUGCUAGACCUGGUCAUACCGGAAGACCGGUGGGACUCGUCCGACAAUUCGGACAUGAGCGAUUACGGCGAGGAAGACUAUGAUCAAAACAUCGAGGAAAUGUCCCCGACAAGAAGCGGCAGAGCCGCCAAGAAUGCAAUUCAAACGUACAUGGACCAGAUGGAUCGAGAACUGGCUCAAACAACCAUAGGAAAAAGUUUCGAAACCGAGCUUGGCGGUGCUGGGCCGGAAACUCGGACCGACUCGGAUGAUUUCGAUGACAUUGAAAGCUUCAAACCGGUCAACAUCGAUGUCAACACGCUCAGGAAUAUGAUGGAAAGCUACCAGGCGCAGAUUGGUGGCCCCGGACCGGCGGCCAAUUUGCUCGGUUCCAUGGGCGUGCAGAUUUCGCGUGCUUCCAACGGGGAAACUUCGUCCGGGUCAAACGCACAGCGUGGAAGCACUCAGCAAACCGAUGUGUGAACUACUGUCGUGCCAUUCAUGUUUUGUUCGGUAUCUUACUUAACCCAGCAUAGGCUUAAAGCUUCUCCUCUCCAGCUAAUGCAAUCAGUUAGGCGUUAGGUUAUGGUUAAGAAUUUAUUAAAUAAGACAAAUAUUGUUCGAAUCAGGGGACCACCCGAGUGGUCCGUCAUUGCUGAAGUUUAUAUGUAUUGUUAGUCUAGUAGCUUUUUUUGAAAGACCUCAUGACGCACCAAACGGAAUACGAAUGUUUUCUGUAUUUUCGCACACGUACUGUUUAGACAUUAGUUGUAAGAGAUGCCAUAUAAGCUACCGUCUUCGUGUUGGUACGAAAAAUAAGGUUACAUUCUGAGGAUUAUAAUAAAGAUUUUAAGUCUAUGCAGAUCCCGAUGCAUUUUACGCGUUUAGGCAAAUAAAAGAGCAGCUUGGAAGAUUACUCUAC
Sabethes cyaneus is the source of this 2621-nucleotide messenger RNA. It is a transcript of the gene ecd, whose product is annotated as protein ecdysoneless. NCBI's taxonomy places the organism in Eukaryota, Metazoa, Arthropoda, Insecta, Diptera, Culicidae. Gene Ontology annotation, cellular component: nucleus. The record is from RefSeq and is a predicted model, not a curated record. The transcript is spliced from 3 exons. The coding region runs from base 161 to 2182 and encodes 673 amino acids.